Messenger RNA from Anastrepha ludens (Mexican fruit fly), 1007 nucleotides. RefSeq lists its product as uncharacterized. Lineage: Eukaryota; Metazoa; Arthropoda; Insecta; Diptera; Tephritidae. The transcript is spliced from 3 exons. Bases 41 to 901 code for a protein of 286 amino acids. The record is from RefSeq and is a predicted model, not a curated record.
CAUUUCAAGAGUAAAGUGCACACGUCUGAUCGGAAGUAUUAUGCCUUUGGAACAUAUUGUCACGGCAAUGUCUUGCUUGCUCUCGACAUGCGGUAAUAGCAACAGUACUGCCUUGAUGAUGAAUUCGGUGGUAUCAAAACCGCUCGAUGUCGUUUGGGGCGUGGGCUGCAAGAGACAAGCAGUGGACCUUACUAACAAACUCAAUACCUUGCUAAGCAAUCAAGAGAAAGUAAACGAUAUACUGAAUAAACUUGAAAGUAGCGUCAAGCAAUUAGAAAGCAUAAUGGCACCGAAUGGGUUAGAGGAGAGACGCGCCAAACGUGAGUUAGCAGACGCUUUCAAUAUGCUAACAUUUCCGAGAUUUGAUUGCAAUAGCUCUACUGAAAGCACACAAAAUAUGGAAAUCAACAACGAUAUGCGAUCAUAUUUAGUUGGCUGUGGAAAUAAUUACUACGGGGAAGGUUGGGUACCGAUUGCCUCUUUAAAUGCACCACAUGGAAAGCGUUUGAACGAAAAGUCACCGAAUGAGUUGAUUAAUGGCUUUGGAGACUUCGUAAUCGGCAAUAGUGUGAGCGAGUACUUUAUCGGCCUGGAGAAGUUGCAUGUGAUGACAACCAGAAAUGGAGUUUGUGAGUUGCUGAUAUUAAUGCACGAUGAGCAGGAGAUGGAUCGCAUCGAAACGAAGGCUACUCGACAUUUUAUGCACUACAAGACAUUCGUUGUGGCUGAUGCUGUUAAUGACUACAGAAUACUAAAGUUAGAUGGCUAUAAAGGCGAUAUUGUUGAUCCGUUGCAGAUGUUGCUGGGGCAGCCAUUUUCACUUGCUCAGUUAGAUUUGGAAGAUGCGAGCCAAAUUACAAUGUUUGUGAGAAGUGUAAAUACUUUAUACAAAAUUUUCUGAUGAAGUGCAAUUAAAAGUUAGGUGUACGGUUUUCAUUGCUUUUGACAUUUUUUUUAACAUGCGAGCGAAAUUAAUAAAUCUCGAAAUAGAAUAAAACUUUCAGUUU